Aplysia californica (California sea hare) is the source of this 6367-nucleotide messenger RNA. Its product is annotated as WW domain-containing oxidoreductase. The record is from RefSeq and is a predicted model, not a curated record. Bases 781 to 2019 code for a protein of 412 amino acids. Gene Ontology annotation, molecular function: protein binding. Lineage: Eukaryota; Metazoa; Mollusca; Gastropoda; Aplysiida; Aplysiidae. The transcript is spliced from 8 exons.
AUACAUAGAUAGAUACUAGUGUUAAAUUUUAUGUGGAAUUUUUUAUAUUUUUGUUUCUUUGAUUGUUUGGGGACGAAGGUGCAGGUUUCUUAGUUGUUGAAAUCUUCCACUCCAGAUGAAACACAGGCGUUACUUAAAAAUAUAAGAGUAACUUUCUGUCAAAAAAGUCUCUUGAAUAGAUCUAAUUACGAUUACGGUACUUGUAUCGCGUAAAGAAGGUGUCUUCUUCUCUUUCUCCCUUAUUAUUAUAGUUUCAGGCUUUUCUUUUGCAAGCGAGAUGCCGAAAGAACGGCUGUUAGUUUUCUUCUCCUGCCCCUUUUUUCUCCUUAAACCAUUUUGUGGUUAGCUGUGUGAUUCUCGGGAAAGUAGUCGAGUACGGUAGGCUACCUAUUUGACAUUUGAAGAAAACAAGGACCGGCCGAAGCGUGAGCCACGGACUUUUGAAGACUGCGUGAGUAGGCCUAGCGUUCGAGGCGCAGAGCAGAGAGUUGCGACCAGUCAGUGCAAGUUGGAUCGCUACAUGAGGUGGGUGUGCAUAGUUAAACCACAUGCGUGUAUAGUUAAACUACACAUUUUUAAAUUUGUUUUUUGUUUUGUAAUCUCUCAAACUGUGACGAUUCACUUGUAACAUACAUGUAGUCACUUUGAUGGAAAAAAAAGAGACUUAGCUGCAUGUACUACAAUAGUUUGGAUAAAAAUAAGAAUGAACGAUUACAUAGUUUUUUUCAACGGAAGCAAGCUCUAGAUCUCUAGGUUUGUAUUUUGUUUACAAUUUACAAGAUGGCCUCCCAGAUGUUCGAUUCCGAUAGUGAAGACGAGCUUCCACCAGGAUGGGAAGAAAGAGUGACGACAGAUGGAAAAGUGUAUUAUGCAAAUCAUGAAACAAGAAAUACCCAGUGGAAACAUCCUGUGACUGGAAAGAAAAAGGUUGUGAAAGGAGAGCUACCUUAUGGAUGGGAAAGAAACGUAAUGGAAGAUGGAACUGUGUACUUUGUGGACCAUGUCAACCAGAAGACAACAUACACAGACCCACGCUUGGCAUUUGCAGAAGAAGUGAAAGAUACUCCGCUUGACUUCAGGCAGAAAUUUGAUGGCAGUUCCACGGCACUACAAGUGUUACAAGGCCGGGACCUGACCGGGAAGUUUGCGCUCAUUACUGGGGCCAGUUGUGGCAUAGGUCUUGAGACCGCCCGUUCCUUGGCCAUACACGGAGCGACGGUAGUGAUGGCGUGUCGCAAUAUGGAGGCAGCUCACGCCGGGCGGGCUCUCAUCCUGGCUGAGCAGCCCAAGGCUCAGGUGGAAGUGCUGCACGUGGACUUCUGCUGUCUGAGGAGUGUCAAGGACAUGGCAGAGCAAUACCAGCAGAAGGGAUGGCCGCUACAUUUGCUGAUUCUGAACGCUGGCGUGUUUGGCCUGCCUCACUCCACUACGGAGGAUGGGCUAGAGACGACAUUCCAGGUGAACCACCUGGCUCAGUUCUACCUGACCAAGCUGCUGAUCAACACGCUGAUGAGGUCAGCCCCAGCCAGGGUCAUCGUGGUGGCCAGUGAGUCGCACAGGUUCAGUGAUCUGAAAGAGAGCAACAUCAGCCUGGACAAGUUGUCCCCCAAGUCGGGCCAGUACUGGCACAUGAGCGCCUACAACAACUCCAAGCUGUGCAACAUCCUGUUCUCCAACGAGCUCAACAGCCGCCUGUCUCCGCACGGCAUCACGGCCAACGCCCUCCACCCGGGCAACAUGAUGAGCUCACAGCUCUCGCGCUACUCCUGGUUCUACCAGAUCAUCUUCACGCUGGUCAGGCCUUUCACCAAGUCCAUGCAACAAGGGGCAGCCACAACAGUCUACUGCUCUAUAGCCGAUGAGCUCACCAACGUUGGUGGUCUGUACUUCAACAACUGCUGUCGCUGCCUGCCCACCAAGUCGGCAGAAAACAAGGCCCUGGCUGUCACCCUGUGGAGCAUCAGUGAACACUUCCUCAACAAGAAAACCCAGCAUCAGCAGCAGUCUGGAGACAGUUAGAGGAACCACUGUCAGUUUACCACCCUACAGCAGCACUCAAAACGGUUUCUGACCACAUUCAGUGGAUUCUGCUUCUUUUCGGUUGUGCUUGGACCAGGUAUUUGUGAUUCUGUUUACUAUUUUCAUUGAAAUACACAAAGAAAAGAAAUGAAUAGUUCCCUUUUACAACAAACAGAAUAUUUUUUAUCCACAGAAUUUUGUUUUGUUGACCUGUAAUCCUUUUUGCCUAUGCCCCCCUCCACCCCCACUCACGCCCCUUCAGGUUUGCUCUGUGCUAUAAGAGAUAAUGUGCAUCUAGUCUAUAUUGUUAAGUUCAUCUUUGUCCAUAUCCCUCAUGCUUAUCAUGUACGAUCCAUCCAAGCAGUGUCGUCUAAACAGGUACAGAGCGGAUGUGUUGCUGGUUGUAAUGCCGUCCUUUACCAUGUGUUGUGUAGUCUCUGGUCUGAGGAAGGAUGCACAACAGAACUAAAGUUCUGUAUUUUUAAGUGCCCUCAUCAUUAGAAUAGAUCCUACAGUCUGUAAAUCUUCAGUUUAUAGAAUAUGUCAAAGAAAUAAGCGCUGUAUCAGUGCCGACUUGGCUACAGACAUAUACAGUGGAGUCUGCUUAAACCAAAAUCUGCAGGACUGCUGAAUUUUAAAAAGUUUAGCCAUUUUUAUAUGGUUUAGAGAGAUCGCAUAGCUAACCUACCAUAGAAAACUGCCUCUCCCCUCCACGCAUAACGGAAACAGAGGAUGAAAUAGUAAAGUAAAAGUAAGUUGGAGAGAUUGCUCAAAUAGCGAAGAAAAAUUAGAGAUUCUUCAUUCUUGCCACUACUUUCGAAUUGACCAUAAUAUUCAGUUUAAGCAUACUCCACUGCAUGUUACUAAUGUUAAUGACAUACAGCUCUGGGCCUUGGAAAGGCUGCAAAAAGAGUUACACCCAGAGAUAUGUUUGUGACACACCCACAUUGAUGACGACUGUGGAAGUCAUUUUGGGUUUACUUCGAGGUGGCUUAACUUAAGGUGUCGGUGAGGAAAGGUUUGCUCAAAUUUUCCAUUGAUCUAUGUGUUCAUUUAUUUAGCUCGUAGUUUAAUGCUAGUGUGGGCCCCAUAUCUUUUUUGUUUGGGGGUAUGUAAUGCGGGGCUUCUUUCACAGAGAUUUCUCUCAAGAACUGAUUAUAUCUUGGGUAAAUAACAUCAUUUCUGAGAGGGAAACUUGGAUUUUAACUAUUCGUCAGACCUUGUUUGCAGUUAAUUCUGCGUCAGUAGUAUAGUGGAUAGGCUACACGACUCUUAAUCAUGAUUUUGGGAGUUGGGAUUCGAUGGUCAGCUCAGCAUGUUGUUGUGUCCUUGGGGAAAGGCACUUUACACGAUUUCAUUAUCCUCACUUCACCCAGGUGUGAAGGGUAGCUGGCCAUAGACGGUGAAACAUCGAGUCAGUUCGUUUUAGUUUUUUAGUGGCUGUAAAAUGGCAGCUUGCUCUGCAUAUUUCCCAAGAAGUUGAGGUUGUUCCCGAUUGUUAUAAGGUAUGCUGGGGAGAAGAAUAUAGAUUGUACGGGGCAUAGAAAUUACUGUAGACCUGGAAUUUUGCUAUACAAAUUAUAUUUAUAUUAGUAUUGUUUGUAUUAAUUGUUUUAUCAUUAUGAGGCAAUCAUUUUGCCAUCCUCUCUUUUCUUUUUCAUUUCUCCCAAAAGCUUUCGUCCUUUGUAAGGUUCCCAUCUCAUGAUCUAUUGCAUUCAUUGAUAUUGAAGAAGACACUUGCCUGCAUCUGUAUUAUGUGAUCAAUGCCAUUCCACUCUCUUGAUAGAGAGACAACUAUAUCUAUAUAAUGUAUAUAUCAAAAACUGCUUGUUGGCUGUUGUAGUAGAUACAUGUACCAUUUCAUACUUAACCCUAUUUUUACACCUUGGUGUCAUUUUGUACUCCCGGGGUUGUAUUCUUUACAUUUUAGAAUACUUUUAGUACGAAGAUCUCUUUGAAACUUUCAGUAUUUCUCAAAUAACCAUUUUGACAGACUGCUAUGCAAAGCGUAGGCCUACGGAUCAGAUUUAAGAGUAAGUUUCCUCUUCGGAAAGUGGUGACACAGAGUUCCCCACGUCGUAUGGAUACAAUAAUAAAACACGAUGUACGGAUAGGGUUAAAAUGUAACGCAUUAUCAUACAUUUAGCACUACUGGAGUCCACCUCUUUUAAAUAAUCUCAAUGGAAAGAGCAAUAUAGUUAACUAAGAAAUUGAAACCAUCUAGGUUUAAGAAUUUGUCAUAGCAGUUGUGCAUUGAUUAUAGCUCUGAAGUAGUGUGUAUUAGAGCUGUAAUUAUUUGUGUGGUGUGCUGACAAAAUGUGUUGCUUCUCGCAAUCCACAAAUAGAGCUAUCAGCUGAAAAUUGACACAUAAUAUUUCGCCGGCUUGGGACAAUACUGCGACAAGCGUCAUUUUGUAAUUUUACAGGAAGGCGAAAAAACGUUCUAAUUUCUACCAAUAUAGCCCAAGAAACGUCAGAUUAAAAUAUGUUGCUACUUAUACACUGUGUCAUGCUGUAACACCAAUUCCCUCCUAAUUUUUAUUCAAACUACGGAGAAAUUUCUGGAAGAUGGUGUUUGUCGCAGUGGAGCCUCAUGCAACAAAGCGUCACAGGGUGUUUGUGUUAUUUUGACACAAGAGACGAAUUGGAUAAGUGCUAACAAAGUCCUUUGUCGAUAAUUUUCUAGACCUCCCGUUCCCAUACAAAACCUUUUAAGCCACAAAAUCAUAAUGGGGAAGACCAAUCUAUAUUGUUUAGUGGCUUUGACACCUGCUUGAGUCUUGGAGGAUGAAUGCCUAUCCUAUCAUAUAUACUUUGAGGGAUAUUCAAGUAGUCUUGCACUCCAUUUCCCUGUGUAGCAGCACGCCCUUCUUAACCUACUUAUAAUUACAGGAAUUUAAACUAUAAAGAGAGGGGGAGGGGAAAAGAAUGUGUGCUCGACUGCGACACAAACACACACAGAGCGAGUUAGAGAGAGAGAGGGAGAGAGUGAGAUAUAUAUAUAUAUAUAUAUAUAUCAACCAGAGAACAACACUCUUCGAAACAAGAACAUUUAAUUACCUUCACAACUGAAGAAAGUAGUGACUGAAAUUUUAGAAAGAUUUUUUCUAAAAACUUGAGACAGUUCUCAAACACAAUAUGGUAUCAACAUGUCUAUAACUCGAAUUUGAAAUUAAUCUUCAUCGUCCUCUUUGGUAUCCUUACAAACAGGCAGAGAGAGAUAAAAUGCUCUAUAUCUGACUGGGAUCUGGCCGGAGUCACACAGAGCAAUUAGAUCCUUUUUCUUGUCCUCUGGAAUGCCGGGCUCUGGUAGGCCCUUCAUCAUUUGUACGUUGGCAGCGUCGACAAAGUCACCACUCACUCUUUUUCCUUCUGUUGAGAUUCAGUCGCUGAGGAGGACCAACAUAAUAAGAUGUCUUGAUGAGCAGAACCUCAGGAUCGUCUGCUCUGACAAUAACCUGUCUCACUUUGGACCAUACUAUCUUCUCACCGUCCACAUCCAUUAUGAGGUUUCUAAUACAGGGUGCCCACUACGGCUGGAUCGGGCCGAUUGCCCGACUCGAUCGCCUGAAACUGAAAACGUACACGUUUGUUUUUGAGGUGAUCGAGUCGGGCGAUCUCAGCCGUAGUGGGCACCCCGUAUUACUCUUCUGGACAUCGAUUUGAAAUCAAUGAAGUCCCGGCCUGACAUUUCCCUGACAAUGUAUGGCUGUUUGGAUACUCAUGCUGUCCUUACGGCAGUGAACCAUUGCUCUGGUGUGUACAGUUCAAUGUGCCUUGUCUUUCUUUCUACUGUCUCAUUCUACUUUCAUUCUGUCUCAGUGUGACCUUUUUCUAGAAAAGUAUGCGUGACUGAAUCAAGAUGAAGGUUUUGAUAUGCAAAGUGCAGGGCAAAAGCAACGAAGCGGUUGCGGUUUUGCCCAGCACAAUUGUCUGAGAACAUGUGGACAUCUUUGACACCACACGCUGAUGUCUGGUUGAUAAGAUAGUUGUAAAGACAGGUGGCAACUUCAUUCGAUCCUCGACGGCCUUCAUUUUCAGGCCACAUAAAACAGAAUGCAUCUCCCUGUCUGUAGUCAUAAAUCGUUAGAUUGUAAACUCCAAGCCUUCUUUUGUAGAAAAAAAACCUUGAGUUCUAUGAGAAUAAAAAGGAGAGAAAUUGAUAUUAAAGUAUGAAGUAAACAUGUCAUGGUUAUUGUCGUCUGGGGGAGGGGUUUGUCCGUCUAGUCGCAUUUUUUUCUGUUCUUUUCUUAGUGUGUAUGAGUGUUUUAAGGUGGGGCAACUUACCACGUAUCCCUCUUGCAUUCAGGGUUACCACUCGCAAGCCUGCCAUCCUGCGUUCUAUAAG